CCCCUGAAGAGUCCUUGUGACUCCUGUUGACCGAACGUAGUGAAUGCAGUUAGCCCCGGAGGCUAGCCCGCCAACAGGGUCAUUCCCGCCUCCUAGGGUCGCCGGGACCGCGUGCCCUCCAGCUGCCUCCUUCGCCAGGUUCUCCAUUUCUUGUGUGAAAAGAUAAGACAAUUACUUUCAUUUUUCACUACGGAUUUUCAGCUACUGAUGUUACAAUCAAUCAAAUACUGGAGCAUAGAGUUGAGGAAAAGACUUAAACCAGAUUUUUCUUCAGUCAGUUAAAAAUAUGGAUCCUGAAUCAGAGGGGCCACAGAUUAUCAAAGUGACACCUCUUCAGCAAAUGCUCGCUUCUUGCACUGGAGCUAUACUGACUUCACUAAUGGUGACACCCCUCGAUGUUGUUAAAAUUCGACUCCAAGCCCAAAACAACCCAUUCUCCAAAGGAAAAUAUUUUGUGUAUAGUAAUGGACUUAUGGAUCAUCUAUGUGUCUGUGAAGAGGAAGGCAACAAAGCAUGGUAUAAGAAACCAGGACGUUUCCAGGGUACAUUGGAUGCCUUUUUGAAAAUUGUUCGAAAUGAGGGCAUUAAAUCCCUGUGGAGUGGCCUUCCCCCAACCUUAGUGAUGGCAGUUCCUGCCACAGUUAUUUAUUUUACCUGCUAUGAUCAAUUAUCUGCUCUCCUGAGAUCAAAAUUAGGAGAAAAUGAAAGUCAUAUACCAAUUAUUGCCGGAAUUGUUGCCAGAUUUGGUGCAGUAACUGUGAUAAGUCCAUUAGAAUUGAUUAGAACCAAGAUGCAAUCUAAGAAGUUUUCUUACAAAGAAUUGCAUCGAUUUGUCAGCAAGAAAGUAUCUGAAGAUGGUUGGAUUUCCCUUUGGAGGGGCUGGAUUCCUACUGUUCUUAGAGAUGUACCAUUCUCAGCAAUGUACUGGUAUAACUAUGAAGUUUUAAAGAAGUGGUUGUGUGCGAAAUCUGGUUUAUAUGAACCAACAUUUAUGAUCAACUUUACUUCAGGGGCAUUGUCUGGUUCUUUUGCAGCUGUUGCAACUUUGCCAUUUGAUGUGGUAAAAACACAAAAGCAGACUCAACUUUGGACAUAUGAAAGUCAUAAAAUUUCUAUGCCUUUACCUAUGUCAACCUGGACUAUCAUGAAGAACAUUGUUGCUAAGAAUGGAUUUGCAGGAUUAUUUACAGGCCUCAUUCCCCGUUUAAUUAAAAUUGCUCCUGCUUGUGCUAUUAUGAUCAGUACCUAUGAAUUUGGGAAGGCUUUUUUCCAAAAGCAAAAUGCUCGAAGACAACAAUACUAGUGAUGCUGUUUCAACUUGAAUUAACAACCAAAGCCAAAUAAUAAGAUGGAGACUCUUAGGCAAGAACUCUUUCACCAUUAUCUUAAAAUUAUUUUAUAUAUUUCUUUCUUAUAAUUUAAAUGAGCAGUAAUUUCUCCUUUGCCUCUGAAUCAUAACCCUAAUUUUAAAAUAAAUUGUUAGUCUGAUUUUUGAGAUAUUGAAAAAGAUACUCCAGAAGUCACACCAUUAAAUGUUCCUGUAAAGAAAAGAAAAAUUAUUCCUUAGCACUGAAAGUGAUAAUCUCUGAGAGUUUGAUAUUAUAGAUUUCGGUAUAACAUCAUUGGGAAUGUGUCAGAUAUAUCAGAACAUUUUGAAUUGUGUGUUGAAUGAUGUUCAGAGUCUAGAAGAAAAAUGCCUGUCUCUAACACACACUUAAAUCAUGCACAUAGAUAUUUAAGUAUUCCAACAAAGUAGAUAAUAGAUGGCAGUCUUUAGAUAACAUUAUUCGCAUUUAUCUAAUUACCUAUUAGAUUUUCUUUAAUUCAAAUGCAUUAGUUUUUUGUUUUAUUUUACACCUCCUCUUGCUGUGAUAAGGCUUCACCAGUAUUAGGAUUUCUCUGCCUAAAGGUAUGGCUGUUUUAUCUUUAUGAACCAGAAUAUAACUGUUUAUGUGAUAAAGAUAUUUUUGGUGACUAAAGACUCUGUAUUAUCUACUGUUUCUACAAGAGAGAAGGAGUCUUUACUGAUUGCAUUAAAUGUUUGGCACAGUGAAUCUUGGGUGUGCAUAUAUUUAGAGUGGUAAAAAGAACAUUUCAGCCUGGGAAGGGCCCUGGUUUCAGCCGUCUUAGAAUCCAGGUAUCACUGUUUGUGGAGCUCUCGAGGUCACACGUAUUGUCUUCUUCUAACAACACUGAGAUUAACACAAUAUAAGCCACAAGUACUUACUUCCACAAUGUCCCUUGAUUGUACACAUCUCAUGUUAGUAUGCUACAUCAAGAGACUAAAGAGACCGCUGUUUCCUUGAAGAAACAGCUUUAUUCACUACAGGCAAAUGGCUCAGUAAUGUAGCUCGUGGCUGUAGGAAUGAAACAGGACUAUGCUGGACGGAUGGAAAUGUUCUGUUAUUUUUGUUUUUGAUUUAUUUUCUCAGGAUCUAUAUCCUAUAAGAAAAAGCACUUUAUUGCAGUCUGUGUGUAUGCUAUGACAAUGUGAAGUUGUUGUUUUUUUUUCCCUAAAAUAGAGUAAUAUAGUUAGGUGACAGAUCUCUAGUGUUGGUAGAGGAAUUAUUUAUUUUGUAUUUUAGUAGAAAAGAGUUCAUAUGUUUUGUCAGAAAUAAACUAUAUAGGGUUUGUAUGUAAUCUUUUGUGUCUACUUUAUCCUGUGUUGAUUUACCUUAAAUUUUUAACACACAUAUCUAUAAAAUCAUAAAUGUUUAUGCUUUCUUAAAAUUAUCACUGUGCGUCAAGCUAAAUAUUUUCAUAUAAAAUCAUUAUGUUAAUGCUGUAUUUUAUAUAAGAAAGUUUAUCUUGAACACUGCUGUCUAACAGUAUUAAAUUUAAAUUUACCUUUGUUCUGUUAUGCUUCUUUUUGGUAACUGGUAGAAAAGAGAAAAAUUUAAAUUUAUAAUUAUUAAGAAGCAGUCACAUAUUUCAACUUAAUAGAAAUAACCAGUAGGGAAAUCCCCAUCACCCUCCCACCCCCAAAACGGACUGCACUUAUGGAAAAUUCUUACCAUUUAUGCCUAAAAUAAACAAAUCUAAUUCCCUAGUAGCUUUUCUAGUACAUAUUACAGCCAUGUAUCUGGAUGAAAAGGGUGAAUUGAAGCUUUCUUUAUACUUAAGUGGUAAAGAAGCAUUAAUGCCUUAUUUAAACAAAAAAAAUAGUAGCAACAAAAGCACUUGGCUAGAAAUUAUAUUCUUGGUCAUGUUUCUGAAAGCAGAUAGUUUCGAUCUGCGUGAAAUUUUCUAACAAAUACAUUUACUUCCUUAUGUGUAUAUUUUUAAAAAAGAAAUGCAAGUUUUACAUGUUUGCCACCUUCCAUAUAAUACACAUUUGACUUUUUGAACAAGUAGAUAUGAAGUUAAAAUAAAUUUUUUAUUUCUAGGAAACUAUUCACUGUGCUUAUUUAAUCACAUGACUCCUUUAAAUUCUUCUCUCUUUCUGGAGCAUGAAUUCCAGGGAUAUGGGAAAGUUUAGUAUAUCAGGUUUUAAUUUUUUUUCCAAAAUAAACUUUUAAAAUAAAUUUUAACCUAUCA
This is a messenger RNA of Mirounga angustirostris (Northern elephant seal), 3537 nucleotides long. It is a transcript of the gene SLC25A40, whose product is annotated as solute carrier family 25 member 40. NCBI's taxonomy places the organism in Eukaryota, Metazoa, Chordata, Mammalia, Carnivora, Phocidae. Bases 287 to 1303 code for a protein of 338 amino acids. Gene Ontology annotation, cellular component: mitochondrion. The record is from RefSeq and is a predicted model, not a curated record. Gene Ontology annotation, biological process: mitochondrial transmembrane transport. The transcript has 12 exons.